Mucor mucedo is the source of this 1825-nucleotide messenger RNA. RefSeq lists its product as uncharacterized. Gene Ontology annotation, molecular function: mRNA binding; protein binding. Lineage: Eukaryota; Fungi; Mucoromycota; Mucoromycetes; Mucorales; Mucoraceae. The transcript is spliced from 9 exons. The record is from RefSeq and is a predicted model, not a curated record. Gene Ontology annotation, biological process: mRNA export from nucleus. Bases 52 to 1599 code for a protein of 515 amino acids. Gene Ontology annotation, cellular component: nucleus.
UAAUACCUUUCUUUUUACCACAACCCACUUUUUAAAAAGAAAAUAAUCAAGAUGAGCAACCUUGGAGCACUCGAUAUGGCACUUGACGAUGUCAUUUCUCAAAACCGUACAAGCAACAAACGUUCAAAUAACAACACUCGUCGUGGCAACAGCCGUUCUACUGGUGGUGGUGUUAACAAGAACCGCUCUGGAGGUGGUGUUCGUUCUUCGCCCUACAAUGCCAGACCUGCCCGUAACAACAACACAUCAAGAAACGCCAGAUCUGCUGUCGAAACAAGAAACACAAACACUCGUAAUAACAAUAGUCUUGUUGUCGCUAACUUGCAUUUUAAUGUCACCGAAAAGGAUCUCUACGAUCUUUUCGGUCAAAUUGGUCAAUUAAAGAGAGCUUUCCUUCAUAUUGGUCCUAACGGUAAAUCUGCUGGUAUCGCUGAUGUUGUUUUCGUUAAUGGAAAUGAUGCUGAAAAGGCACGCAACACAUACAACAAUGUUGAGUUAGAUGGUCGUCCUAUGCGUAUCACCAACGCCUCUAUUGUCUCUGCUGUGGCUGCUUCUUUACCUUCAAAUAACGGAAGACGUGGUGGUAAUCUUCGUGGUGGCAAUAACAGCACUCGCGAUAGCCGUGAUCGUCGUGACAAUAACACACGUCGUUCUACUGGUGGUAAAAGAGAAAACCGUCCCAAGCCCAGUCAACAAGACUUGGAUGCUGAGAUGGAUAGCUACAUGGGUUCUGCCAACAAUGAAGAUCGUUUCUUUUUCUUUUUUUUUUCUAAAGACAAGAAGGACAAGAAGGACAAGAAGGAUAAAAAGGAUAAGAAGGACAAAAAGAAGAAGGAAAAGACAUUUACGGACGAAUACCUUGACCAAGAAAAAUUUAAGCCUGUGCGUAAUCCUUCAUUCAAUCCUUCUCUCAUCUCUCCCAUCACUUCACCCACACCUUCUAUUCACUCUGGUAAAGAAGAGAAAUGGACCGUCACCUCAAAUAAGUCAAGAGACUCGCUGCCCGCGGUUCGUCCUGAAUCUCCUUUAACUCCCGCUGAACUGCAAGGUUUUGCCUCUUCCAAGUAUCUCCCAAGUGCAGGCUAUGCUCACCUAGACCCCUCCAAACAUAAGAACGCUCAUUCGGCCUUUGAUCAACUACAGAAAGUAGUCAUGGCUGCAGAUCCUCAGCCUCGCACCUCCUCUGUUCCACAGCAACCCACACAGCAACCGUCUCUUCAGAAGCAACAGCAACAGCCUAUUCAACAACAACAAAGGCAGCCUGUCCAGCAACAACAACAAAGGCAGCCUGUCCAACAACAACAACAACAAAGGCAGCCUGUUCAACAACAACAACAACAAAAGCAACCUGCUCCACAGCUACAAAAGCAACCUUCCCCACAACAACCCCGCUCUCGUCCAAAUCGCUUAGAAGACGGUGCUCCCGUUUUACAAUAUGCACGCGCAUUAUGGAGUUAUACAGCUCAGAUUCCAUCCGAAUUAACAUUUGGAGCAAAUGAUAAUUUUGCCAUCCUCAGCAAACAACCGGAUGGUUGGUGGUAUGCUGAAUUACUAGAAAAGAAAAAGCGAGGCCUUGUUCCCGGAAAUUACAUGAAAUAAACCAUAUAAAAAAAAAAAAAAAAAAAAAAAUUUAGAUAUAUUUCUAUUUUUAUAACAAAAAUUAUGUAGUCUUCCUUGCUGAUUGGAUCAAUGGCACUCACAUGGUCUAUUUUAAGCCUUACAAAUGUUCUUUUUUAACCUGUCGUACAAUAUCCUUAAUCAUUUAAUAUAAACUUUUUUUUUUUUUUCCACAAGGCUUUCUUAACUUACGAAACUUGAUAAAAUA